AUGAGAUGCAUCCACAUUGGAUUAUUAUGUGUGCAAGAAAAUGUAGCUGAUAGGCCAACCAUGGCUUCUGUUAUUCUCAUGAUGAAUAGCUACUCCUUCACUCUCCCACUGCCCUCCCAACCUGCAUUUUAUUUGCAUAGAAGCAUUGCAUCGGACAUGUCCUUACGAUCUGAAUAUAAUUCAGGGGCAACAAGGUCAGAUCGAUCCAAGAGUAACUCUGUCAUAGUAAUGGAAUAUGAGACUUUUACUGAACCACAUCCUCGCUAG
This is a messenger RNA of Prunus armeniaca (apricot), 267 nucleotides long. Lineage: Eukaryota; Viridiplantae; Streptophyta; Magnoliopsida; Rosales; Rosaceae. The record is from the annotation of a GenBank genome assembly.